AUGGCGGGUGGACUAAAAAUGGGCGCCUUGCGACUGCUCUGUCUGUUGCAGAUUUUGCUCCUCUUGUCCACACCGCUCCAGCCGCUCCAGCCGUUCCAGUUACUUCAAUCGUUGGUGUCGCCAAUUGUUGGCGUAUCCGCAAAGGUAACCGUCGGCAAUCAGGCGAAGGACGAUUUUUUACUAAAAACUUUAGCAAUAGAUAAGAAGAAACUGGACCCCUCCUACUUUGAAAAAUAUGAUAACUUAAAAUGGGAGGGAAAAAUAAUUGCCAUAGGGGAUAUUCAUGGAGAUAUGGAAAGUUUGAAGCUUAUUUUAAGACAUGCAAAUUUAAUAAACGAAAAUGAUGAAUGGAUUGCAGAAAAUGUAUUGCUAGUUCAGGUAGGAGAUGUACUGGACAGAGGGAUUUAUGGCCCAUUAAUCUAUAAUUAUCUAUUUAAGUUACAGAAAGAAGCACCUUUGAAAAAAAGCAAAGUUCUAUUAAUCAUGGGAAAUCACGAACAACUAAAUAUGUGCGGAUAUUUCAAUUACGUAAAUCAGAAAGAAGUGGAAAUAUUUUUUAAAAAUAAUUUCAACUACAGAUUAUUCCAUUUUGUGUCCACUGCAGGGGAAUAUUUCAAAAAGUUAAUUCGUCUACCAGUAAUUGCUAAAGUGAAUGACAUUCUAUUUGUUCACGCGGGGAUAAGCAAGCAGAUUUCCUCACUUAGCUUACAAACCAUACGUUUAAAGACCAGGCUACAAAUUGAGAACAUGUGUAAAAUACUCAGUUACGAUAAAUCCAGGGACUACGUAAAUAGGGAGGGUGUCCUUUGGUAUGAUCAUGUUUCACGCACAGCUCCAUACGAUGAAAAACAAGCCUGCGCAAUUUUAUCGCACGUUUUUAACAAAUACGGGGCCAAACAUUUAGUCGUAGGGCACACUAAACAAAUGACACAUGAAAUUAGCACGUACUGCAAUGGUGGUCUUUUUCUCAUCGACACGGGGAUGAGCCUUUUCAUGAACAACGGACAGCCAUAUCCAAACUACCUUGUUGCGGAGAAUGGGAUAUUCAAAUCAGUUCACUUAAAUGUUGAAGUAAAUAAGAAGAGCAAAUAUUGCGAUUCGUUGGAGAUAGAAUUGAGGAGCCCAAACAAACAGAGCUUCUGUAUACACGCGAAGGAAACACUUCUCUCUCCCCCGAAUGGAGGCUGA
Molecule: messenger RNA, 1188 nt
Organism: Plasmodium knowlesi strain H
Lineage: Eukaryota; Apicomplexa; Aconoidasida; Haemosporida; Plasmodiidae
Product: shewanella-like protein phosphatase 1, putative
Exons: 1
Coding region: 1-1188 (395 amino acids)
Molecular function (GO): hydrolase activity
Source: RefSeq, a predicted model, not a curated record